AUGGAUGCUGAUAUAAUGGAAGAUAAUAAUGAUCAGCGGGAUGAUGAUGAUAAAAGAAGUGAUAUUAGUGACGAUGAUCUAGAAAGAAGUAUUAAAGAAACUCUUGAGAAUAGUGAGAAUCAUGGCGAAUUAUCAAAGCCUACAUUAAAUAAAUGUCAACAAAACAAAAAGCGCUUUUUGGUACCAUGGACAUCGCAACAAAAAACAACUGCAAAAAUGUUUUAUAAAAAUCAUAUUGACAAUAAAAGACCUCCUAAACAACACGAAUAUGAAGAGCUAUGUCAAAAAUAUCCAGGAAUGUUUGACAACAAAUCAUGGACCAAAAUAAAAGUUUUUAUCCAAAAUAUGUAUUCAAAGAAAACGUUUUAUGAUGAUAAAUAA
Psylliodes chrysocephalus is the source of this 381-nucleotide messenger RNA. NCBI's taxonomy places the organism in Eukaryota, Metazoa, Arthropoda, Insecta, Coleoptera, Chrysomelidae. The record is from the annotation of a GenBank genome assembly.